Phymastichus coffea is the source of this 2725-nucleotide messenger RNA. Its product is annotated as protein maelstrom homolog. Bases 482 to 1867 code for a protein of 461 amino acids. Gene Ontology annotation, biological process: male meiotic nuclear division; regulation of miRNA-mediated gene silencing; spermatogenesis. NCBI's taxonomy places the organism in Eukaryota, Metazoa, Arthropoda, Insecta, Hymenoptera, Eulophidae. The transcript has 9 exons. The record is from RefSeq and is a predicted model, not a curated record. Gene Ontology annotation, molecular function: sequence-specific DNA binding. Gene Ontology annotation, cellular component: P granule; nucleus.
GAUGAUUAUAUGAUAUUUUGGUCAAAAAAUCGCGCUUAAUUUUUGCUAACGAUUCAACACAUUCAUUUCUAUAAAGCCGAAUUUAUAAUUAUUUCUAUAAAACACUGCAGAUUUUAUUUCUACUGAUCUGGGAGUGUUAAACUUUUGAAAUUUUUUCAUUGGUGAAAACUAAAUUGUGCAGAGUUAGUAAUGAAUUUUACUAUCUUUGUUAAUCAAGUGCAAUAUUUCUGUAAUCUUCCCGGGUUGAUUUUGAAUUUUUGUCCAUUUGUCGUUGAAACCCUUCAUCCUAAUGCAAGGUAAAAUAGUUGGUGUUUCAACAGUAAUUAAUGUUUGGUGUUUAUUACUGGAUACUGGACAAAACAUCGUUUUAUUUGAAGCUGUGUUUGAUUGGUGGAGGUAGAACGACUUAAUUCUAAACCUACUUAUUUUCAAAUACGGAAAGAAAAUAACUUUUAUAUGUUUUUGAACAAUCUUGAGUAAAAUGCCUUCCAAUAGAAACAAGCAAAAUGCAUUUUACUACUUUAUGCUUGAUUGGAGAAAACAAGAAGAAAAAAAAGGAUGUGUAUUUAAUAAUAUGAAAGAAGUGCAAAGUGACCCUAAAUUGAAUCAAGCAUGGAGAAAUUUGACAAGCAAUGAAAAACUGAUUUAUAAAGAAAAAGAAAGAAAUUGUAAACUUAAACAAAAUCUUAAUAAAAAAACUAACUUGGGAGAAUCUGUUGACGAACUUUUACAGAUCCAAAUAAGAGAAAAAGAUUUUCAUAAUCGUAUGAAAGAAUAUAUAUCAUCUAUUAUAAAAGAAGCUAAAAGGAAUAAUAGUGUAUAUACAUUGAAAUUCUAUGUGAUCCAUGUAAAUUAUUAUUGUAUGUAUAAUUGUGAAUCUCCAUAUAAUUAUAGCCCAGCUGAAAUUGCUUUAGUAGAAUUUUCUUUAGGAAAAGGAGUUAUGAGAUCCUACCAAAAGAUAAUAAAUUCAGAGAUAAAAAAAGGAUAUGCCUAUGAAGUAAAUAUUCAUUCAAAUAGCAGUCACCAAAUUCCAAGAGAACCAGAUUUUGGCGAAAAAAAUUAUGGUCAGAUUUUUAAAGAAAUAUGCCAAUUUGUAAGAUCUAACAAAGAAAAUGAAAGGUUACCCCCAUUGUUUACAUUGUUUAAUGUAGAACAAAUAAAAAAUUCAGUAAUGUCUGUGAUAAAUUUGUUAGCCAAUUUUGAUCAGGAAUGUAAUGAUAAUUUUGAUGUAUAUUCAUUUGAAGAGCUCUUUGUUAAUUUAUACAACAAUUUGAAGGCUGAGAGUGAUAAUGCAAUAGAUGAAGUAAUUGUUUCUUUACAAAUUAAAAAGGAUCCUUUUAAUUAUAAAACUAGUCUUUGUUGUGAUUUUCAUAAAAUUGGUUGUGGAGGAAACUUCUGUAGUAAAUCAAUUGUUCAGCGAUGGAUUUUUGUACUGUUUUCAUAUGUUUGUUCAUUACUGAAAAUAAAUCUCAUUCCAGGCUAUCAUAUGCCAAUUGAAAAUUUAGAUUUUAAUGAUGGACAGGAAUUAAAUAGAUCUUUUGCUGCAUUAAAUAUUUUUGGAGAUACACGUAACUAUCGAUUACCAUCAAAUUGGAACUCUAACAAUACUACAAAAUCCCCUUCUGAAAGAACAUAUAGAGAUGAAGAAGUACGAAAAUCUCAAUCAAAACCAUUGAUUAUUUAUCAAGGUUCAUUCAAACAUGGUUCUACAAAACAUUCAAUAUCUUCACACGAGCAAUCUUAUCCUUUGUCAGUAGAAGAUUUCCAAAGUGAUAGAUCAGUUGGGAUUCAUAUACCUGAAAAUAAAUUUUCUUCAAUUGGUAGAGGGGUAACUCUCAAACGAUAUAUACAAAAAAAUAAUCUUUGAAUGUUGGUAAGUAUUUUUCUGCAAUUAUAUACUAUAUUUUUUAAAUAUUGAAUGCAAUUACAUGCUCAACAUUUUUAUGAAUGAACUAGCUUGAAAAUUGAAAAACUUCUUAACUUAUUCCUAAAAUUGUAAAAGACAGAUUCUAAAUAUUCAUUUUUCAUUAUUUUUUUGAUCAUUCCAACCUCUUCAUUAAAUUGAAAAAUUCAAUUAGUUCUGCAUUACCUUACUGUUUUUUUGUUAUUUGAUCAGUAUAUGAUGUAUUUGAUACUAAUUCCAUCUAUAAGACAAUUAUGUAAAUAAGUUAUUUAUAUAUCAUAAAUAACAUUUAUAAUCACGUUGUAAAAUAACAUAAAAUGAAUUGAAUUUUAUCAAGAAGGGAAUUUGAACUUCAUGGUAUUAUCUACUAAUAUUUAAUUUAUCUAAUUUUUUUUGCAAGAUCUACAUUUUAUUUGGAGUGAAAAUAAGUAGAAACUUCAACAAAUGAAAAUUAUGACAGGUAGGUCAUUUGAUAUUAUAAAUGAUAAUUCGUGUAUAGUUUGAGCAGACAAGUUAAUAAUAAUUUUAUAAUGAUACUAAACUUUCAAUUUUUCAGUAUAAUUAUCUUCAAUGACAAUUUAUGAGAAUUUUAUAUUUUAUAUUUUUUUAUAUUUGUAAACCCUUUUUUAUUCCGUAAUAGAUUUUUUCUGCAGUGAUCAUACGUGAUUAAGUAAAUACCAUUUUUUAAGUGAUUCCUACACAUUUGUUAAAAUGUUAUAUACUUUGUAAUUUAUCCAAUAUAUUUGCUUAUUUACAGCAUUGUCAUUGAUAUUUUGAAAUAUUAGUUAUGAUUUGAUAUAGUAUAGAUAAUUGACUUAAUAU